Messenger RNA from Phytophthora nicotianae INRA-310, 3594 nucleotides. RefSeq lists its product as hypothetical. Lineage: Eukaryota; Oomycota; Peronosporomycetes; Peronosporales; Peronosporaceae. The record is from RefSeq and is a predicted model, not a curated record. Gene Ontology annotation, cellular component: cytoplasm. The coding region runs from base 29 to 3466 and encodes 1145 amino acids. Gene Ontology annotation, molecular function: protein binding. The transcript has a single exon. Gene Ontology annotation, biological process: tRNA methylation.
CUGUGUUCUAACGUUACCCGCCAUCCCCAUGGCUCACCCUCCGAUCAAGAAGCAGGAGUUCCUGGGUGCCGUGACGCUCGUGUCUUUCUCAUCUAAUGGAUCUCUACUCUACGUCGGCGUAGGUCCAACAGUAUUCCUGUACGCCACUGCGACUGGUGAGCUUCUAAGCAAGCACGCCGUGUUGACGCGAGGCAUUCUACACGGCUGCGAUAUCGUCGGACUUCCGGGCUCGAACGAAUCAUUUGCCGGCGCUUUCUUCGGCCAAAAACGUGUGUCAUGUUUCCAGGACCUACCACAGGCUCCUGAAGCUGCUCGCGGGCUUGAGAAGCUUACCGCGCUGGGUAUACCAAAAGUAUUUUGCGACUGGGUGUUCGACGUGCAGCUACUGACAAAUGAAUUUGCGUCGGCGGAGAACAAAAAAUUACUGGCUGCAGUUGGACUUGCGCACAAUUUCGUGCAGAUAUGGGACCCGGUGCGCAACGAUAUUCUCCGCAGCGUGCAAUGCGCCGAGCGCUGCAUUUUGUAUGCGUUGGUGUUCCAUGGACGAUCGUUUGACGACCUGGUAGUUGCUUCUGGUACAGUUUUUCAGCAGAUUUUGCUAUGGAAUCCCAUGGAAAACGGCGAUAACGAGACGAACAUUGCCAUCGAGCCGGCUCAACGGCUGCAUGCGCACGAUGGCGUGCUCUUCAAGCUCACUUGGUCAUCGGAUGCUCGCUCAUUGGCCUCUGUCUCGGACGAUCGAACGGUGCAGCUGUGGUCGCACGAUGGGGAGACCACAGUUGAACAACUUCACUUAUCACGAACAUUGACUCGUGCAGAACUGCUCGUGAGUGAAUAUUCCCCGGUGUUCCGAGCUUGGGGGCACUCAGCUCGCAUUUGGGACGUGUCUUUCUGGAAACACGGUGUGGUCACGUCGAGUGAGGAUGGCCUUUGCAAGCUUUGGGAUCUGGAUGGUAAUUGUGUCGCCACGCUGCAAGGUCACAUGGGGAAGCACGUUUGGCGUGUAGCUGUCCACCCGUUGCUAGAGAUGAUUGCCUCCGGAGGAGGUGAUGGGGCUGUUAAGCUCUGGGACAUCACACACCAGCUCAUGUCUUCAUCUAACGCGCCAGAAGCUGGCGACUUGUGUAGGACUGUUCGUGUCCCUAUUGCCACAACGUCCACUGCACCAAAGAAGAAAAAGAGAACUCCAUCGUCACACAGUGUGCGCAAUAUCGUACUCAGUGUUCAUGAUAAUGCUGAGACGGCAUUCGUAGCCUCCGAGCACGGUGAUAUUUUCCGUCUGGACCUGUCGUCGCUCACAUCAGAACAAUUUUUUACAGUUCCACCAAUUGAUGAUGCUGUAGUUCGAGCACGAACUGGUGGUUUGACGACGUUCACAAUGGAUUCAUCUGGGCGGUUCUUGCUGCUUGGUGACAUAACGGGCCGCGUGUAUAUCGUUGAGGUAGCAACUGGCAUUUUGCUGUACUCAUGGACUACCCAAGCCAACGUACGAGUCAUGAAGAUUUGGUGGGACCAGAAAGACGCUCUUUUUAUCAGUAGUGCAAGCGGAGUUCUCACUGAGUGGAAACCAAGCGUAGUAGAGGACGGUAAAAACUUGGCAUCGCCCUCAAUCAAGAUGGAGAUUGUUGCAACAUUCAAGAUCCCUGCCAAGAGCUCAGUAUCCUCAAUUCUGGUCGUUGACCGCUUGGCUACGACAAGAAAUAUCAUUGCAGGUGACGGACAUGGUGGCGUGUAUGUGUUCCAUCGCUCGCUCGUUUCGAUGGAAAGCGCUGACAAGGCCAAGGCGGUGCAACCCCCUGCGUUAAUACUGAAGAGUGUACAUGGGCGUGAACUAGUGGCAUCACUUCUGCUUUACGAAGACAGUAAAGACGCUAAGAACCAUGAGACUGUUAUGCUAUCGGGAGGGCACGACGGAUAUAUUUGCUCGUAUGCGUUGGAAGCGGACGCAACUGGAGCGUUUACACCUACACAGGUGGGUCGUGAGUCCAUCCGAGGAAUUUCCACAGUCAAACAACUUUGGUGGAACAGAGCUCCAUCUGCCCACGGGAAGACAAAACAUGAUCUUAUGGUUUUCGGAUUCCACGCGGCACAAGCUGUUCUGUACAACUUCUCCGCUCAAUAUCGCCUCUUUAACGUGGAAUGCGGUGGUUGGCGCCGACCACACGCACUUUUCACUAGAGCGGGCGAGUAUGACUCUGCGUUGCCUUCACACACGUUUGUGUUCACGCCGUCAGCAACUCAGAAGCAGCAGGUUGACAUCAAGGUGCAUUCGACUCUUCUAAAUGAGCUCCACGAUACCAAGACCUCGCCGCGUUUUUCCAAGUGUUCACUACACGAUCAUCACCAUGGGCGCAUGACGACAUGCGUGGCUUUCCUCGGACGUGAGCGCUUGAUUACCGCAGCAGAAGACAAUAGCCUCAUGCUACAUCGCCGUCGCGAUCACGGUAGAACAAGCUUGCGUUGGGGCAGUGUGGCUACUGGAAUUGCCCAUACGACUACGGUUCGGGCACUGACAACGUUCCGGCGUACUAACUCGGAUGGCAUCGAGGAACACGUUGUUCUCUCCGGAGGCGGUAAGCAGCGUUUAAAUGUGUGGCUAGUUCGUGGAGAAAGCGAUCUACUCCUUCAUGUUUGUGGUCAGGAACGUGCCGAGGCGGCUCAAGACCAUCGCAUUCUCGGGCUCACUACGUUCGCGAUGCCCACCGCUUCUGACGCGUAUCGACUAGUGGCGGCGUGCAAUUCCGAGGGCUCCACUCAGCUAUUGCUGCUGGAUGUAAACCACGGCAACCUUUUCAAGAUUGGGGACUGUCACUUGGCCUCACGAAAGCCCAUUCUGUCCUGCGUUGGCUUUCAGGAAGGUGACGAUGAUGUUGUGAUGGCCGGGUUGGCUGUUGGCUCUACAGACGGCUUAGUGACGGUGUGGGACUUUAGCGAUUUGCUGAAGGAGAUUACAUUGCUUCUUCGAUCCGAUGAAGAUCUGGGUCAGUACAAGACGAAGCUUCAGAAAGUGAUCGGUGAGUUGCAGCCUAGUGGUAACUACUUGGCGCACGAUAUGGGAGUGAACUGCAUCAAUCUCGUAUCCUGCAAAAAGAGCAAGGAAGCAGGAAGCCUUGACGUGACUCUUAUCAGCGGUGGAGACGACCAGAAUUUGAAUCUGCGUGAGUUGCAAUUUCCAGCAUGUCAAAUGCUUACUGAAGCUCGGACAGUAAACGCCAGUGGAUCAGCUAUCAAAGCUGUUGCUUGUGUUGAUGCAGAGACCAUUUUUGCCGCUGGAUAUGACCAACGAGUGAGCAAGUGGGGCAUUCGUCGCAACGAGAACGGCACCGAGCUGGAAUGGCAAGGGGCUGCCUUCUCUGAAUGCGCUGAUAUUGCCGAUCUUGCUAUUCGACAAAUCGAGACUGGAACGGCUGACGAAGUUGUGGUCGUUGGUCAAGGUCUUCAAAUGAUGCAGUUCCAGCGCGAAUAGAGACUCUUGUUUUUGAAACGCUACGUGGUCAGCAAAAAAAACGCAAUUAGAGAGUGAAUAGAAUUGAAUGCAUUUUUCUGGGUUUUGUUCCUAGGAAUAUCCACAUCGCCAACUCUAGUAGAUUGGAC